AUGGAAGGAGGAGCUGCUGCUGCCGUUGAAGUUCUAGUUCAAAACCUCAUCGACCUCUGCAAGAAAGAGAUCUCUCAGAUCCGAGGUCUCGACAAAGAUGCAGCAAAGCUAGCUGGGAGUCUCGACGUGAUAAAAAAUUUCUUGAAGGAUGCCGAGACGCGUGAGAUCACCAGCGAUGCUGUCAAGAGCUGGCUGAAGAAGCUUGAAAACGAGGCGUUCGCUGCUGACAAUGUUUUGGAUGAACUCAACUAUCAUAUUCUCUCCAAAAAAAUUAAGGCCACCAAACCCAUGAGGGCGAAGGUACUAUCAUGCUUCUCAUCAUCCUUCAAUUCUAUUGCGCGUCCAAGAAAAAUGGCUGUUAGAAUCCAAGAAAUCAAUGAGAAUUUGGAGUCUAUUAAGAAAGAGGCCACCGAGCUUGGCCUCGUAGCGAAGCUUGAAAAUGAGCCCACCUUGGUUAAUACUGCUAUUUUUGAAACUGAUUCAUUCACUGAUGAUCCUAUUUUCAUUGGAAGAGAUGAUGUUGGGUCGAAAAUAGUUGGGAUGCUUAUGAAUGGCAUCAAAACUGAUGAACGUGCAGUUUCCAUCCUUCCAAUUGUGGGGAUGGGGGGAUUGGGGAAGACGACAUUGACUAGGAAAGUCUUCAAUCGUCUGAAGAAUGAGACUCAGUUUGGAUCAUAUUUGUGGGUGCAUGUUUCCCCAAAUUUUGAUGCAAUAACUCUUUUCAAGAAAAUUCUCAAUAACUUGACAUCUUGUCAAGUUGAAAAUGCGAGCAGGGAAGAUAUUCUUGCAAAGCUUAAAGAAGCUUUGAAAGAUAAAACUUAUCUUCUUGUGCUUGAUGAUGUAUGGAACCAAGAUGGUUUGAAAUGGGAAGAUUUUAUGAAUUCUUUUUCGGGAGUUAGUUGUAUCGAGGGAAAUGCCAUCGUUGUUACUACCAGAAAUAUGGAGGUGGCUUCAAUUGUGAAUACACUUCAUAUACAUGAGUUGAAAGGCUUAUCGGAGGAAGAGUGUUGGUCAAUAAUAAGAGCAAAAGCCUUCGGAAAAAAAGAUGUUCCAUCAGAAUUUGAGGCCAUUGGGAGAAAGAUAGCAAGAAGGUGUCAAGGUUUGCCAUUAGCUGCCAACAUAGUUGGGGGAGUGCUACGCAAUAAAUCCGAGGAGAAAUGGCGUUCAGUCGAGGAGAAAUGGCUUUCAGCCGAUGAGGGAGGAGAUAAUAUCACAAAUAUAUUGAGACUGAGCUUCGAUAAUUUGUCUUUGCCAUCACUUAAGAAGUGCUUCGCAUACUGUGCGAUGUUUCCUAAAGGCUCCAAAAUCAGCAAAUGGAAACUGAUUGAGAUGUGGAUGGCAGAAGGUUUUCUUCAAGCUGAUGAAAGGGAUGAGAUGGAGUCCGUGGGGGAAAAAUUUAUCAACGUUCUUCUUCACAACUCUUUACUGCAAGUUUCAUGGAGAGAUAAUGACGGAAAUGUAAAAGAGUGUGGCAUGCAUGAUCUUGUGCACGAUCUCGCUUGUUCUGUUUCAAGUUCGUCUAACAGUACAGGUGGUAGCAGCCGAGUUCGAUACAUGACUCUCAAAGACAACUAUUGUGGAGACGAUUCAAGUCGUAUCCCAAAAGAAAUGACAAAGUCUUUGCGUACAUUACUAAUAACAUCCAAAGCUGAUAUUUCUGAUGUCAACUUCUCAGACUUGGAAAGUUUGCAUGUUUUACAUCUUCACUCUGAAGUUAAAAAGCUGCCAAGUUCGAUUCGGAAGUUGAUACAUUUGAGAGAUUUUGACAUUUCAAAGACAAGAAUUAGAUAUUUGCCGGAUUGGAUUGGUGAAUUCUUUCACUUGCAGACGUUGAGAGUUGACUCAAGAUGGUUGAGAAAACUGCCAAGUACGAUUAAGUACUUGAUUAACUUGAGGCAUCUUUAUAUUACUAAGGAUGUAGAGUACUUGCCUAUGGGAAUUGGGAGAUUAACUUGUCUCCAAACGCUAACGCACUUUCCAGUGGGCGACGACUACGAGAAUGGCUGCAAAAUUGAAGAGGUCGGAAGUUUGAAUAAUCUUAAAGGAGAGUUACGGAUUCGCAAUCUCAAAAGGGUUCAUGACAAGGAAGAGGCUUGGAAAGCGAAUUUAUUCAAAAAGUCAAAAAUAUUGAAGUUGAGUUUGGAAUGGGAUAGAUAUUUCAGAAGAGAAGGUGGAACAUAUGAUGAGGAUGUAUUGGAAGGCCUUCAACCUCACUCAGAUCUGAGGCAGUUAGUGAUUUACGGAUUCAAAGGCAGUAGGUUUCCAUUAUGGACUCAGAAGAUGUCAGUUCGAGAUGCGCCUCAAGGCUCUUGGCUGCUACUUAACAACUUAAUGUCGUUAACACUCUGGGACUGCAGAGAAUGUGAAGAGAUCCCAAUGUUGGGGCACUUGCCCAAUCUCAAGUCCCUUAAGUUGAGAGAAUGGAGGAAGUUGAAGUGUAUAAAUUCAUCAUUCUACGGAAUGGUGAACAAGGACACACGCAUUGUUUUUCCAGCUCUCGAGAAGUUCCAAUUGUAUCAGAUGCCUAAGCUGGCAGAGUGGGCAGAAAUAGAAAUUUCGGAUGGAAGUGAAGUGAAGUUAUUUCCUCGCCUCCAACAUUUGGAAAUUAAGCAUUGCAAGCAAUUGAUGAGUGUUCCAAUGUUGGGGCAGUUGCCCAAUCUCAAGUCCCUUCGGUUGGAAGGAUUGUGGAAUUUGAAGUGUAUAAAUUCAUCAUUCUACGGAAUGGUGAACAAAGACACACACAUUGUUUUUCCAGCUCUUGAAACCUUCCAAUUGUAUCAGAUGCCUAAGCUGGCAGAGUGGGCAGAAAUAGAAAUUUCGGAUGGAAGUGAAGUGAAGCUAUUUCCUCGCCUCCAACAUUUGGAAAUUUACAGGUGUGAGCAAUUGAUGAGUGUUCCAAUGUUGGGGCACUUGCCCAAUCUCAAGUCCCUUGAGUUGAAAAAAUUGAGCAAUUUGGAGUGUAUAAAUUCAUCAUUCUACGGAAUGGUGAACAAGGACACACGCAUUGUUUUUCCAGCUCUCGAGAAGUUCACAUUGGAAGACAUGCCUAUGCUGGCAGAGUGGGCAGAAAUAGAAAUUUCGGAUGGAAGUGAAGUGAAGCUAUUUCCUCGCCUCAAACAUUUGGAAAUCAAUGAGUGCGAGCAAUUGAUGAGUGUUCCAAGUUUGGGGCAGUUGCCCAAUCUCAAGUCCCUUGUGUUGAUUGGAUUGAGCAAUUUGAAGUGUAUAAAUUCAUCAUUCUACGGAAUGGUGAACAAGGACACACGCAUUGUUUUUCCAGCUCUCGAAAAGCUCGAAUUGUAUCGCAUGCCUAAGCUGGCAGAGUGGGCAGAAAUAGAAAUUUCGGAUGGAAGUGAAGUGAAGCUAUUUCCUCGCCUCCAACAUUUGGAUAUUUAUUUUUGUGAGCAAUUGAAGAGUGUGCCAAGUCAUGUCUCGUCAUGCCUUCAACAUUUGUCAAUUAGUGGGAUCGGUGUGGAAUGUCUGCCAGCUGAUUGGUUAUUGAGUAACAGCGAGACUCUCUCUUAUUUGCGAAUAGUGUACUGCCAGAAUUUGAGAGAAAUAUCAGAUAGGUGGGGAGAAGAAGAAUCAGAAGGAAGAAGCUUCACAAUCACAUCCCUCCCUAUAUUCCCUCGUCUAACAUAUUUGGAUAUUGAAGGCGUUCCUAAGUUAAGUUUGGAGACUGUGGAUGCAAUGCGGCGCCUCGAAGCUGGUGCCUACAAAUUCAUUGAGCCGUGA
This is a messenger RNA of Salvia miltiorrhiza (redroot sage), 3732 nucleotides long. Its product is annotated as putative disease resistance protein RGA3. The record is from RefSeq and is a predicted model, not a curated record. Gene Ontology annotation, molecular function: ADP binding. Lineage: Eukaryota; Viridiplantae; Streptophyta; Magnoliopsida; Lamiales; Lamiaceae. The coding region runs from base 1 to 3732 and encodes 1243 amino acids. Gene Ontology annotation, biological process: defense response to other organism. The transcript has a single exon.